Eleginops maclovinus (Patagonian blennie) is the source of this 2834-nucleotide messenger RNA. RefSeq names its product WD repeat domain phosphoinositide-interacting protein 1-like. NCBI's taxonomy places the organism in Eukaryota, Metazoa, Chordata, Actinopteri, Perciformes, Eleginopidae. The transcript is spliced from 12 exons. Gene Ontology annotation, biological process: protein lipidation; protein localization to phagophore assembly site; nucleophagy. Gene Ontology annotation, molecular function: protein binding; phosphatidylinositol-3-phosphate binding; phosphatidylinositol-3,5-bisphosphate binding. Gene Ontology annotation, cellular component: extrinsic component of membrane; phagophore assembly site membrane; cytosol. Bases 329 to 1684 code for a protein of 451 amino acids. The record is from RefSeq and is a predicted model, not a curated record.
GUGAUACAUCCUCCCAUCAGCUGUUUUUGUUUUGCUGUGUGAAUAAUGUAAGUUAAUAACAUUAUAACAACAGUCUAGACUGACUCAAGUGAAAGAAGUCACUUGGGAGGCGUUUAUUUUUUGUCCUCUUUAGAUCCGGGGUAGUUUACUCGGUGUGUGAUGUGUACCGUUUGAGACAACCGGCCCGCACAUUCCUCCCCCCGAAGAGUGUGAUCGUGGCGUUUGGAGUCGGGGGGCUGAGGAGGGGAAGCGGGUUCCGGCGGGGAUCGACCCGAGCCCAAGGCCUCCGACCUCGGCCAGUGAGAGGAGAAGGGAUCCGGCGGCUGCCAUGGAACCCCAGGAGUCCCAGGACGCACAGGACGGCCUGGAGGAGCAGAGAGCCUUCAUCUGUGCCUCCUUUAACCAGGACACCACUUCUCUGUCAGUGGGCACAAAGACCGGCUACCGGCUGUUCUCCGUCACCGCUGUGGACAAACUGGACUGCAUCCAUGAAGGAGGUCUCCCUCUCGUCCCUCUCCCAGUAGAGUGUCCAGACGUGUACAUCGUAGAGCGGCUGUUCUCCAGCAGCCUGGUGGUGGUGGUCAGUCUGUCCAUGCCCCGCCGGAUGAACGUCUACCACUUCAAGAAGGGCACGGAGAUCUGUAACUACAGCUACUCCAACAACAUCCUCUCUGUCAGGCUCAACAGACAGAGGCUGGUGGUGUGCCUGGAGGAGUCGGUCUACAUCCACAAUAUCAAAGACAUGAAGCUACUCAAAACCCUGCUGAACACACCCACUAACCCCACAGGUCUCUGCGCUCUCUCUGUUAACCACAGUAACUCCUACCUGGCGUACCCCGGCAGCGCCACCAUCGGAGAGAUCACGGUGUACGAUGCCAACAACCUGAGCACUUUGACGCUGAUCCAAGCCCACGACAGUCCCCUGGCGGCCCUCACCUUUAAUUCCUCCGGCACCAAACUGGCCAGCGCUUCAGAAAAGGGCACCGUUAUCAGAGUCUUCAGCGUUCCUGAGGGACAGAGACUGUUUGAAUUUCGCCGAGGGAUGAAAAGAUACGUUAGCAUCAGCUCAUUGUCCUUCAGUGCGGACGCCCAGUUUCUGUGCGCCUCCAGCAACACUGAGACUGUCCAUAUAUUCAAACUGGAGCAGCACAGCCCCAGUCAAGAUGAGGAGUCUCCCACAUGGUCAGCCUACAUGGGUAAAAUGUUCACGGCAGCCAGCACCUAUCUACCCUCCCAGGUGUCCGACAUGAUGCAUCAGGACAGAGCCUUCGCCACAGUGCGACUCAACAUGUUUGGCCUGAAGAACAUCUGCGCUCUGGCUACGAUUCAGAAGCUCCCCCGCCUGCUGGUUGCAUCCUCAGACGGGUGUCUCUACAUCUAUAAUGUGGAUCCACAGGAUGGAGGAGAGUGUGUUCUGGUCCAACAACACAGACUGUUUGAGUCCAGUGAGGAGCAGGUGGAGAAGGAGGAAGAGGAGGAUCCAGAGGACGGUUCUCCACCACCAACCAGCCAAUCAUACGCUGCCACUGUGGCUCUCCCUUCAACCCCGCCCUCCUCCACCACUCUCAUGGGUUACUCUGAGGACGGUGGAGCCCAGACAGGGGACGUCAUCCCGGAGCACGAGUUCGCCGCGAGCCCCGUCUGCCUGGACGACGAGAACGAGUUCCCGCCAGUCGGCAAUUGACCAAACCCUUCCUCUCAUGAAACAUCCAAACCCUGCAUAACAAUUCAGUUUUAAGCAAGGGAAAAAUACUCCUGUGUUGAGACAUCGUCCCCACCCACCCUUCCCGUUCACAUGUACCCCUGCUGGCCUAGGGUCAACUCUUGUCAGACUCCCUGGUGUUUCUGUUCCCCUUUCAUGUUCUGUAAGGAGUAUAGAUAAAAACAGCACACACAAAGUGUAGAAGCUCCACGUAUCAUUAAAACACAUUUACAACAUGUAUGACGAGUUCAAAGACUCUCUAAGAGCUCCGCUUUUAACUCCCAUAAUUACACCAUUAACAUCUUUUUGGUGAAAUAUUCCAAAACCUAAAACACAGUGAGGUUAUUGUCAAUAAACAUUAUCAUGGUAGCAAUCAGAUCAACAUGGUGUUGGUCUGGCAGAGUAUUAAUCAGCAGACUGAAGAUAGUAGUGGAAAAAUAUGCUACAAGGGUCCAGAAUCCCCCCCGAAAUAUAAAAAAGGUCAUAAUUUCAGCAGUUUCUAAACAAGCCAAUCGCAAUCUGACAAUAAUAUGAAUAUAAUAUUAACUUUGAUAUCAAAUAAGCAUUUGAAAAUCUAUAAUAAGGGUAUUUUUUAUCAGGAAUCUGGGAGCCUAUCAAGGGGCAUUCAAGGUGUCACCCCUCCGUAAAGAGGAGCUUACUCAAGAAGGAAGGGAUUUUGAAAUGGAGAUACACUAUUUAAAUCAUGCGCAACGUAUUAUAUGACUUGCAGAUGCAGCUGUCCUAUUAAUUAUGGAAGUGAUAGAUGAGAAUAAACACCUGGUAAUACAUUUGGAGGAGCAGCUUGAUGGUGACGUUACAGGUCCUUGAAUUUCAGUGAUAUCCUGAAGACCUUUUUUUAUUUACUACAUUAUUUUAAGUCAUUUUUACUUUGAUGUAUUAAAUAUUAUUUUGCAAAAUGUAUUACAUGUGCAUCCACGCAUAGACGUACCGUGCGUGAAUAUCUAUUGAGGAUUUUUACUGUGUAUAAUGUAUAUAUAACAUUUAUAUAUAGUUCUGUUGUAAUAAGUAACACCGUUUGAUUUGCCAAAAGGUGGCGCUGUUAGGACACCCGUACGCUGCAUACUGGACGUGUGAAGAGAAAGAGACUCAUUAAAGCUGAGAAAAGAUUCAA